CCCACCACUACAGCACAUUUUAUCUUUAUAAGCAAAGUGAUUAACCCCUUUACUGCCAGGAAUUUCAGAAGUGUGAUGCAGUCAGCUGCCUUCUUAUUGCCAAAACCAAUGGCAAAUGUCUGCUGUUUCUGAAAAAAGGGGACCCCAGACUCGCUUUUACAACCAUUUGUCUUAUGACUGCAGUAGUUGUGUGUAAAUAAUUUCAGUAAGAAAUACAGUUUGCGGCUCCGGCUGUGGGAGGAGUCUCCGGUGGCAGUGAAAAUGACUGAGCUGGGAGGAAGUUAUUAAUGUCUCGGAAGACGAAUGUGUUUAUUGAUCGUGGGCACUAAAGGGCUGUGUACUGUUGUUCCUUAGUAAAGACAAGGAGCUGGCUACCAAACGCUGCACAUUAAUCUUGGAUCCUGGUUAUAUGAGCUUGCACCCAGGAGAGCCAGCGCACAGGAGGCUGUGGCGGGUCGCUAUGGAGGAUUAUUGGUAGUCUAGAGCUAUUGUGAAAUGAAGACUAUGGCUUCCCCAAAUUCUCCUGUGAACAUGUUCCCAAGAAGAACUACUGUCAACUUUCCUGCAGCAGAUGAGUUACCUAGGCCGGCCGUCAUUGGCUUAGGUGGGAACUGUGGCUCUUACCCAGACAGCACUACAGCUAUCAAAGAAAUACUGGCAUCUGUUUUAAACCUAUCAAAUGGAAUAAAAUCAAAGAUAAUAAUAAAUACAGACUACCAAGACGGUGAUUAAGAAAAUUCUGAGGACAGUAGCUGCAGUAGUGACUUGGACAACGAUUCAGACUGUGUUCCACUCAUCACCUGUGCCCAAAAUGACAUUAGGUUUAACAGAAGCAAAGCAUCUUGGGAAACCCCACUGUCUGUCUCUCUUAACACAAAGGAACCACCCAUUUCUUUGGGACAUAUGAAAGAUGCACUUAAAACUAGGACUCGGGAUAGUUCACCACAACCAGUUUGUGAAGUCUGCACAGAAGUAGCUCUAACUGGUCCUGUGGUCACCUCACAAAUUAAUUUUCCCCUGACUUGCUUUCAAAGGGACUUGAGAAGGUUUUCUACCCCAAACCUUUCUAACUACAGUUUAAAUUCUGAUGACGCCUUGUCAAGAGUCAAUUCAGAGGUACUUACAUUGCCCUUACAUGCUGAAACGUCAGACUCUGUAUUGUAUAAAGCUGAAGAUGCCAAAUCUUCUUGCAGGCGAUCACAGUCCUAUUCCAACAUUCAUAAUGCUUCUGAGAAGACAUUAACAGCAAGUACAGAGACCACACUCAAUGCAGCAGAAAAUGUCUUUGAACCAACUGUAAACCUGGAGAAUGAAAACACACACUUCUUGGUAGCAGAUCUAUUGAUCUCAGUUGUUGAGAAAAUGAAGAGUAGUUUGCAGUGCUCACAGUGGGAGCUGUAUAAUGAAGACUGGUGCGGUUCCCAGCACUUGCAGGACAAUGCUGACAGAGGUCACGUACAGCGCUUCCAAUGGGAUCAGUGCGAUAUGGGUCAUAUUCCGCCUACUACCUCGGAGCAGUGGAAUGGAGGUGGAGGCACUGCAUAUCGGCAGUGGUGUAAACAAGACCAUGUGGCUUUUCCCAUUGCCAGACUUUAUUCAGAAUCGGCAGCUUCUGUUGACAGUGGCUAUGAAGGUUUAGCAGCAAUGCAGCAAAAUUCCCCUACAGAUCCCAUCGUGGGAGAAAAUCUUUCUAAGGAUUCCGCUGUAUCUGAAGAUGAUGAUUUUGAUGAGUUUGUUAUUAUUGAACUAGAAGAUUACGAAAGGAUUAACAACUCUAACACACCUCAAUCCUGCAAAAUGCAUGAAAGGACUCUCACACAGGCCUCAAACUCAGCUGAACAAAUUGCCAAAAAGCUUUACAAAGCUUUCAGAACACAAUGGCUCCAGACUGACGUUCCGAUUUCCACCUGGCCAAGCAUAAGUAUUGAGCAAAUAAUUAAACAUGCCAUUCCAGAGGAAUUUGAGUCAAGUUUUGUUCCGCUUCGAUUCCAGGUUAUAAGCACCUUACACCAUCCCCUCAAGAGAGAUGUUGUUAUAGCUGCGCAGCAUUAUGUUUGUGCUGGCUGCGGUACCCAAGUAGAGCCAAGAUAUACCAGUAGAUUGCGUUACUGUGAUUAUUUUGGAAAGUAUUUCUGUGAUUGCUGUCACAGCUAUGCAGAAAGUUCCAUCCCUGCUCGGAUUAUACUCAAGUGGAACUUUAGCAAAUACUACGUCAGCAACUUUGCUAAAACUCUCUUGGACAGUAUAUGGCAAAGCCACAAGUUCAACGUGAAAUCUGAGAACUCGGAAUUGUAUAAAAAAGCGAGAGAUCUAAAUUGAGUCAAGGAACUUCAGGAGCAACUCAUUUAUAUAAAGAGGCUACUAGCUACUUGCAGAUUUGCUGAGAGCGUGCUUAAAGACUUUGAAAAAGUUCCAUCACACUUGACAGAAGAGUUGCAUCACUUCACCUUGAGUGAACUUGUUGGGAUUAAACAAAAUAUGCUCCGUGAGCUUUUGAACACAUCUACAGCCCAUGUGGAUAAAUGUGAGUUGUGCCAAGCCAAAGGAUUUAUCUGUGAGUUUUGUCAUGGUGCUGAUAUCCUUUUCCCCUUCCAGACUGACAUUUGUAGACGAUGUGAAGUUUGCAAAACAUGCUAUCACAAACAAUGUUUCAAGACAGACGACUGCCCAAAGUGUCGUAGAAUCGAGGCGCGAAAAGCAGUGAAAAAUGUGCUUCCAGUCUCUGAAGGCGACGAAGAGGAGUUCAACCCAUUAGUUCUGUGUUCAGCAUAAUUUUACAAACCUUUGUGUAUAUGUUUUUAAAAUGUACUCAGGGACUUAUUUAAGAAAAGAGUGCUUUUGCAAAGCAAACUCAACUUUGUACAGUUUUUUAUUUUUAUUUUUUUGUUUCUCAUGACGUUUUUAUGUAAAUUUAUAUUUCAAUUGUUUUACUUUGUAAAAAACAAUAGUUUUUCUAGUGCUAUUAAGUUUAACAUAUUCAUACAGAAAAUGUCCUAAUGCUACAUUGUCUGCAGUCAAGGACUCUCAUGGGUAUUUUUUUUUGGAAGACGGGGUCUGGUUAGAACACACUCAUUCUUUAUAUAUCAUUUGGUUACAAUUAUUUGAUUGAACAAUAUUAAUCAGACUCAUGCACUGAAACUGGUAUUGUCACUUUGCCAUUGUAAUUGUUUACAGUUUUGUUUUUUUAUUCAUUUUUGUAAGUUCUUUAGGAACUGACAUUUUUAUUUAAAUACAACUUUAUGAAUACGAAAUAUGACUUUGCUAACACAUGGGUGAUGCACAAUCAACUGGUGUAACUUUUAUGGAGGUAUCAUUAAUGCCUGGCAUUUUAACCCCUCUACUUAAGUUUUAAAAUGACAUUUUUCUUUUCCAGCACAAGUUUUCUGCAGACAACAAUUUGAACAAUCAUAUUGGUUUAUAAAAACUUGACCAACAACAUAGUAUGAUAGUUUUACAUUAAAUAUAUAUUGAUCUUUACUGUGGAACAUUUCAUAUUAAAAUCUGGAAAAUUGAAAAAAAAAAAAAAAA
Molecule: messenger RNA, 3528 nt
Organism: Bombina bombina (fire-bellied toad)
Lineage: Eukaryota; Metazoa; Chordata; Amphibia; Anura; Bombinatoridae
Product: protein associated with UVRAG as autophagy enhancer-like
Biological process (GO): autophagosome-endosome fusion; autophagosome maturation; autophagosome-lysosome fusion
Cellular component (GO): autophagosome membrane; intracellular membrane-bounded organelle
Molecular function (GO): phosphatidylinositol phosphate binding
Source: RefSeq, a predicted model, not a curated record